AUGGGCUUCCACAUGACCGCCUUCCCAGAGAACACCAACAGCGCUCUGCAGAUAUACUGUCAUCAGGAGGGCAUCAAGGAUGUGGUUAUUCCAGAUCUGAUGAAGAAGCUGGAUAUCCUGGGAGAUAAUGGGAACUUGCGUAACGAGGAGCAGGUUGUCGUCAUUCAGGCGAGGACGGUUCUCUCAAUGUGUGAGAAGUGGUUAAAGCAGAUAGACAGCACAGAAGCAGCCCUGACCCAGAAGAUGAUUGACCUGGAGAAUGAGAAGGACCUGUUCAGUAAGCAGAAGGGCUUCCUGGAGGAGGAGCUGGACUACAGGAAGCAGGCCCUGGAUCAGGCCUACAUGAGGAUCGCGGAGCUGGAGGCUACGCUGUAUAACGCUCUGCAGCAGGAGCCCGGGGGGCGUGCGGUGGCAGAGUCUCUGUCCGACAGGCAGAGGGAGGAGCUGGGGCUAGCCGUGGACAAACUGCGGAGACAGAUACUCAGGCAGAGCCGCCAGUAUGACAGUCAGAUCUUACAGGAGCGCAUGGAGCUCCUACAGCAGGCCCAGCAGAGAAUAAGGCAGUUGGAAGACAUGAUUGAGAUGCAAAAGAGACAAGUAAAGGAAAUAGAAGAAAAGUUUUUGUUCCUCUUUUUGUUUUUCUCUCUAGCUUUUAUUCUUUGGCCUUAAUGACACUGACAUGGACCGACAACAGGUGCUAAGGUGCACAGGUGGAG
Oncorhynchus masou masou (cherry salmon) is the source of this 716-nucleotide messenger RNA. Its product is annotated as janus kinase and microtubule-interacting protein 3-like. The record is from RefSeq and is a predicted model, not a curated record. NCBI's taxonomy places the organism in Eukaryota, Metazoa, Chordata, Actinopteri, Salmoniformes, Salmonidae. Gene Ontology annotation, molecular function: microtubule binding; kinase binding; GABA receptor binding. The transcript has 9 exons. Bases 1 to 669 code for a protein of 222 amino acids.